CUCACUCGCAAGAAAGUAAUUAAAGUGAUCGCAUCGCAUCGUUACUUACGUUUAUAUUUUAUUUUUUUGAUUUCAAGAGUGGACCGCCGCGCACACAUUGAGAGGAUUUUCAGUUUUCGCAUAGUUUCGGAAAACUCAAGCACACAGUCGAGUCGGUCGGUGGUGGUCGAUUCUUUAGCACGAGGUCACUGAAUCUACAGAAACGAGGAUAGUUUGCAGAUUUUCUUGUGGACAAGAGGAUCGUCAAGCAGUCAGUCAGCAUCCAGCGCUAGGACAGAGAGGAUUCAUCGUGAGGAGCGAUCGAGCCUACUGUUAUUUGAAGUUAGGAGCAAUAGUGUUGGGUGAAGAAAAGGUUCAGGAAAAAAGCAACACUGAAUUAAGAUCUGCAAAAUCAAAGUCAAGUGUACAUUGGCAUUGUUUGGUUUGCGGUUCGACGGUCAGCGAAGUGUUAUGAUUAUUGGAUAACAAUUGUGCAAAUUUGCGAGUGUUUUUUCGAAUCGCGCGAGUGGCAUAAUUGGCGAAACGAGCGCACACAGAACCACAUAUUUAAGAACCAGUGGAGCAGACAGUAAUUUCAGUAAAGGUGAAGAAAUCAAGAUAAACACAAACACGAAAUUCGUUCAAGUUGAAGAUUGAGUGGUAACUGUACCGACAGGUGAACAAGGCAGAGCAAUCAAGCACACUGUCCAACCAGGAGGAGCAGUCAGCCAGUAGUUCCAGCAGUGAAAAUCCCCCGAAAAUCAGCGUAAUGACGGACGUUGCCCACGAACUUGGUGCCCUGCGGAUGAUAGUGGAUUCGCCACUGUCGUCCAAGGUUGCCCUAUUCAACAACGUCUCCAAAAGCCAUAUGCUGUCGCAAUCAGUGAAUCCCUUCUCCGAGUCGCAAGGCGCCCGCGGAAUGCAGAGACUCCAGAUCAGCAAAGAGGAGUACGGCAGACCGAAAGCCGGCAGCCUCACCGAGUACCGGGGGAAGAAGGCCAACAUCCAGGUGUACCAGGAGAUGUUGGAACUUUGCACCGUGAUCCACGACGAGGGACAACCCAUCUCCAAGAAGGACCCGGAACGCAGAGUCCUCCUGUUCGGGGAACUCUUCAAUAUCUACACCCACAUCAACGACAAGCUGGUCGGCCUGAUGCUGCGUGCCCGCAAGCACGAGCUGAUCCAGUUCGAGGGUGAGAUGCUGUUCCAGCGCCGUGACGACAACGUGCCGGUCUUCCUGAUGAAACCCCUCCGAGAAAUUCGGGAAAUCCUCGUCGGCAAGCAGACGGAAAUUCGCCGGAGUUUGAGUCCCAACCCGCAGCCUACUGGGGUGUUGUAAGCGAUUACAAAGGGGAGUGCAUCAAACAGGCCGCGGUGGUGAUAAUCAACGAACGGCGGUGGCGGCGCGCUAGCCGGUGCUAUCUAUGAUGAAGAUGGGAAAAUGUGACGUUUUGAUGAAUGCGAGCGUGAGUGACUGCGACGGAUGAAAUUUAUACGUGUGAUCAAUCGUACUGAGAAUCGUAAAUAAUCUGUAUAUUUUAGAGGUUUGUUUUGAUGGACGUGUGCUCAUCGCCGCUAUGGCGAUGGGUUGAAACUGUUAGGAAGUAUAUAUUGGAUCAAUUCGAAGAAAUUGAAAGACAUGUUUUCUGUUGUCAAAAGUCGGUUAAAUUUUUGGUGCUGACAAAUCUUACAGCGUACUUUGAUUUUCGGUUUUUGUUCCUUUAGAUUUUCGUUCUGGAAGAGUGUAGCCAUCUUCCAGUAAAUUCCAGGGAAAAGCAAAAGAUUCAUACUACUACCACUAACGGACUAGUGUUAGGGCGGAGAACAGAAACAAACAGAACCAAAAAUAGCCGUUAAGUUUAACCAGUAACUUCACUAAAACAUGAUUAUUUAUUCUUUAAGAUUUCCUCGCUGUUUUCCCACAAAAGCCUUCUUUGAUUUAGCCGGUAAUUUUCCGUUCGUGCAAUAUUUAGUUGUAGUUUUUCUUCUUCUUCUUCUUCCACUUCUAUUUAGUUAUCCAGCUGUAACUUUUUUCCCCCAGUUUCUUUAGUGCGGUAGUCACAGUAUUAUACACUUAUUAUACACACAAAACAACUUACAAAAAAGAGAAAAAAAAAAAUGAAAACAAGAUGAGCUGAAAAUGUAAACAAAUCGCGCACAUGUUGGUAUAGCGAAGGCAACAAUAGAAACAGAGCAACCUAUGUGGGAAGUGCGAACCCCCGAAUGCCGCCAUCUUCGGUAAUGAAGUCAUAAUGCGAUAAUCGCAUCGCGGACCGGAGGUUUGCGUGAGAAAAAAAAAAAACAGUGUAAAAGAUCAGCUUCCGCAGCUGUUUUCGGAGGAAAAAAGCCUAAUUGGAUUGGAAUCAAAACAAAACAAAAGAAAGGAAAAGCCCAUCGAAUCAACACGCAUGGGUGGCCACAUGCCAGCGUGAUUCGAAGGUGGCAAUAGUCGAGAGUAGGAAGUGCCGCAGUUUGGCUUGAGAAGUAGGUGAAGAAGUAGACACCAAGAGCGAUGAAAGUGAUGAACCGUAUGAGAGUGAGAAACCGACCAGGGUGUUGUACUAACAUGUGUUUGUUUAAAGUUAGACGAGUCUCUUGUUGUUAGACGUAAUGAAUGCUAUAACUGUAAUUAGGUCGUUAGAUAGAAAAGAUUCAAUGAAUGAAAAAAUAUACAUAUAGUUUCCAUUACCGUUA
Molecule: messenger RNA, 2673 nt
Organism: Ochlerotatus camptorhynchus
Lineage: Eukaryota; Metazoa; Arthropoda; Insecta; Diptera; Culicidae
Product: actin-binding Rho-activating protein
Exons: 4
Coding region: 749-1318 (189 amino acids)
Biological process (GO): positive regulation of Rho protein signal transduction; positive regulation of transcription by RNA polymerase II
Cellular component (GO): sarcomere
Molecular function (GO): actin binding
Source: RefSeq, a predicted model, not a curated record